GUGCCUUCGCGUGUGUGUGUUUGUGCGAUCGUGUGAAGAGAUGUGAGCCUGUGCCUGCCACUUCUUGUCGCACGUCGAAGUAACGAAGAAGCAGCGCUAUCGUUUAAUCAUAAGAUACAAUCCCGCGGCCUGCGAAUGUUGGGCUUUGGCAAGAAACCGGGACCACCGGUUCCGCCGCGGCCGAGUGCGGCCACGGUCGCCACGGCUUUAGCGCGGCACCGUGAAAACUCGCCUUCUCCAACCGCCGGGUUCACGGUGCGUGGCAGCAACGUAAGUCUCGCGUCGGGCUUGGGCACCCUGAAACCACCGCACCCGGGCCGGACCGUCGUGUACAAGUCACCGGAUUUGGAGCAACCGAACCGAACGACGGUACUCCAGGCGUCCCCGAGGGCAGCUUCGAGGCGUGAGAUCUCGAUCUAUCACGAGCUGCUGGGUGGUGCCGCGGAGUUGAGGCCGGCCGGUGGCAGUCCCCAACAAAGUCCGACACCACUGGAGCGCGGUAAACCUCUGUCACCGGGCAACGGUGGAGUAAUGUACCGGUCCACGUGCAGCAUCGUGGAGAUCAACAGCCCGGCAAGUUCGGUGUCCAGUUCGGCGUCGUCCUCACCGGUAGCGACACUGCAGAAGCCUCCGCUGCAGGACCUUCAAUCGUUCGCGGGAGGACGUGGCUCCGUCCGCGGCUUGGAACCACCCGUGGUCCCGGUGGCACGCCGACGUAUGCGAGGCGCUGAAGGCGGUGAUCUGGCAUCCGAAGUGAUCAUCAUAAACACGGGCGGCAACAGCAUCCCGAACGGUGGAACCGGAAGAAAAGACUUUGCGAUCGGUGGCGGCGGAGGUCGCGGCGUCGAGUGCGACAGUGGCACCGAGCGGGGCGACAGCUCGGGAUCGUCGGCCAGCGCCGGCAGCACGCUGGAGCGGGAGAACAAUCUGCGCAAUCUCGAGAGCGCCAAGAGCAGCAGCCAUUUCACCGAAAUCAUAAUCGGCUCGAACCAAACCAGCACGGUGGUGAGGAGCGGCAGCAAGCCGAAUAUUGCGGCACGCACCGAAGGCACAGGGGCGCCGAAGAGUACUGUGAUACGAUCGAGCUCGAUCCGGCUACCGUUGUCGUCCUAUCACCGCCCGGAGCCGGAGGGUGGUGAGCACGUACAACCGUCUCCGGACGACAAGCAGCUGGCAUCCGGCGUGGCAUCGGCACCUUCGAAGCCGCCACUCGCCACCACCAACCUGUCCAAGUCGAAAUCUUCAACGAGGGCCGCCCUUGACCCGGCCACGCUGGACUCGAAGCUGAGCGAGCAGAAGUUUGCCUUCCACGAGCUACUGAUCUCGGAACUGACCGCCAUGCGCGAGAAGCAGCAACAGCAGCGCCAAGCCGUGCCACCGGACGAACCCCCACCGCCAGUGCCACGGCAACCGGAGUCGGAGCUGGAGCUCCUGGACCUGGAGAAGGUGAACCGGCGCCAGCGCUGCCCAUCGGAGCGCCGAUCGUCGUGCAGCGAGGCGUCGGAAACGUCACCCAGUGGGACGGCGGUGCGGUUGCCCAAAAUCCGCACGUCCGACUGGAUCGAGGUGGGCGAUAAUGGCAAGCAGGUGCUCCUGUCGAGCUGUCAGAUCAGCCUGGAAGACUCGGGCAUGGAGGACGAGGAAAAGCUGGAUGAUGCCUCGUCCGGCGUCGGCGAUUCGUGGGACAGCGUGAAGGAAGAUGUAGAAUCACGCAUCAUAAUGUCGCUCCCCGGACUGCCACCGUUGCCGAAGAGCCUGAGCGGCUUUGAUCUCGCCGGCACUCAGCUCCAGCCACACCACCACCAUUCCCAUCACCACCACCACCACCAGCAGCAGCAGCAGCAACAGUCCCAGCAUUCCCACUACGGUCAUCAUCUUCACCAGCAGCAGCAUUCGACCCCAAUUCACCAGUCGCACCAUCAGCAGCAGCAGCAGUCCUUCCACGGGACCGGCGGAUUGUCCUCGCAUCCACCGUCCAACCAUCUACCGUCCUCCCAGUCUCCGGUUACGCUCAACCACCAUCACACGAAUCCGUUCAUCCCGAUCGGCGGUUCCGCCGGCGGGUUACUGCACGGUGGCGGCAGCAUCGACCCGCAGCGUGGCCACUCGCCGGUCGGCAGCAGUCUGUCGUCGUCCGGCAGUGGCCGAAAGACUUCACCGCAACCAGCGGCGGCCAGCGUUCCGACGACGACCUUGGAUACGCAGCUGGCUAUCCUGCGACGAGAAAUGUACGGCCUUCGGCAGUUGGAUCUGUCCUUGCUGUCGCAGCUGUGGGCCCUGAACGAAUCCAUCCAAGAGUUCCGCACGAUACUGCAGGAGCAGGAAACACUUUCGCCUCCCUCGCCAACGCCUUCCAACUCGGACGCCAACUCCGUGUCGUCGGACGACGAUGUGGACGAGGACGAGUCGUCCGCCACCACCAACAGUACCAACAACGUCAACCAACAGCAGCAGCAACAGCAGCAGCUCCACCAGCAGCAGCUUCGUCUAUUGUCCGCCCAUCACCCGCUCCAAUCGUCCACCACCAGCAUCGUCAGCAGUGUCGGGAGUGGCGCUGGUGGCGGUGGCAAUGGCCUGACGCAGAACGAAUCGGGUGGCUCCAACAGCACUACGCUCUCGUCGUCCGCUUCGUCACGCAUGCGGGCACCACCACCGCCGCCACCGAACAGGAAAGCUCCCUCGAGGCCCGUUUAA
Molecule: messenger RNA, 2694 nt
Organism: Anopheles cruzii
Lineage: Eukaryota; Metazoa; Arthropoda; Insecta; Diptera; Culicidae
Product: transcriptional regulator ovo-like
Exons: 3
Coding region: 136-2694 (852 amino acids)
Source: RefSeq, a predicted model, not a curated record